GUCCACUUUGAAACAGCCGCUUCCUAAAUUAUGGAAACAGAAUGAAGUUUUUUCGAAGGUGUAUGCCCAAGCCCUCUGACAAUCAGGAUGUUCUUGUAAUCAAUCAACUUUACGACUUACUUCAAAAUCAUGGUGACAAUAUUUUGUCUGGCUGUUCAAAAUUGAGUUUAACAGCUCCAGUUUUAUCUUUGCUAAAUGAUUUAUUUCUGAAACUAACUACAGGCACAAAUCAACCAGAAUUUCAAGAUCUUCAUUCCAAAGAAAACAAAAUUUUGUUCAUUUUUGAUUUUUUUCAAAAAGUCCAUUCUUUAAAGUUAUUAUCUGGUGUUGUUAACUCAAGUUAUCCUCCUUUAGAUAUUUGUCAUUUUAAGUUAGUUGAGGUUCUUGAGAUACAUAAAAUUCCCAUAUCCAGUAUAAAAAAUUUGAGUUUAAUACGUCGUCAACUGAAAUCACUUACUUGUUUCAAAGCAGCAGAUACCAUUCAUAAUGUUAUCUGUCAGUUUAGUUCUGCAGAGGAACUACUUCAAAUUCCAUUUUUGACUGAGUUAGAUCUUAGUUGCAACAAAAUCACUAAUAUAAAUGAUGAUGCAAUGAAAUAUCUACCUGGUUUGAAGAAACUCAACCUUAGUUACAACAAUUUACAAGUUGCAGACUCUGAGGAACUAUCAACUUUAAGUCAUCUUGAUCUAAGUUUUAACACUAUCAUUAGUAUACCUAUAUUUUCUGAAAAGGUAUCAGAACAGCUGACACAUUUAUACCUUAAAAAUAAUCAUCUGAGCAGUUUAAAAGGUGUUCAAUGCUUCAUUUUUUUAAAAGAGCUAGAUGUGUCAUUUAAUUGUCUGCUUGAAUUCAAUGAACUAGUGCAUAUAUCAUAUUUAGAAAAGCUGGUCACUGUGAGUUUAAAAGGCAAUCCUAUUUCAUUUGAUACAAGAUACAGAGCUACUGUUAUUCGAAAUUUAUCCCCUGUUAGGAGAAGAUGUUUGAUUUGUUUGGAUGGAAUUAAAUUAGACUUUGAUGAAUUAAGUACUCUUGGAAAAGAUGUAAAACCAAUGCCACUUUUUUUGCCAUGUUUUCCUGAAGCUCAAAGUAAUAUACAAUCUUCAAACAAGAGUUGUAAAGUUCGCAAUGCAAGUAUAAAAGAUAGCAACACAAGUUUGUCUAAAAUACACGGAAGUUUUGAUCAUGUAUCAACAUUAUCUUCAACUUCUGCUGAGUCUAAAGAAGAGGAGAAGCAAAAAAUGAAAGCUGCAAUUUCAAACAGAAAAUAUUCUUCCAGCAACUCAGUUUUAUGGAAUACCAAUAUUGUAGUACUUAAUAAUGAAGAGCCAAAAAAUGAAUAUAUAACACAAUGUAUUGAUACAGAAACAUCUGAAGUUUCGUAACAGAUUAGACUUGAAUUAUCUUUCAAAAGUUGAUUCAAAUCCAGAAACAUUAACAGCAAAGAUGACAUUUGAUCUUUUUCGAGUUGAUUGGAAAUACAGAGAGUAUAUUUUUGAACAUAUUGAUCAUCUAGAUGCUUUUGUGUUGCAUGUUCAUCCAUUUGCAGCGAGAAACUGUCAAAAAAAAAUUUCAGAUAUGAUUCACUGUGUGUGCUUAAAAUGUGGUGCAACAUUUUUGACAAAAACAAAUAAAAGCAAUAAUUGCAAUGAGUGUGGAAGUUCUAUGAUCAUUGAAGUUGAUAACCAAGAAAAAAACGAAUCAAAAUAUUCUCAAAGGAAAGAUGAAAAUAAUCUUAAUAGUAAUUCUGAUCGUGUUAUUAAUUGUAAUGCUACUGCAGAGCACCAAACUUAUCAUUCUAACCUUUCUAAGUCACUUCCCUGUUGUAAGCAACUUGAAGAAAAGAAUUUUGUUACAUUGCAUCAUGCUACCUCAUACCCAUCUUUAUCAAAUAAAAACAACAAUAACAAUGAAUUCAAUAAUCAAAUAAAUAAAGCAUUUUUAUCUCAAGAAGCUUUGAUGGAAAAAAAGUUAUCUGAACCUAGAUUAAUUUCAACUACAGAGCAAGAUUCCUUAUACAUCGAUAAUAUUUUUAGAUGUGAUCACAGGCUGAAGUUAUUUUUGUCUAUAAAUGUUUAUAGGCAUGAAGAAGAAGAAUUUGUUUGUCAACUACAAUGUGAAUGUGUCUUAAAUACAAAAUCAGAAGUUUUCGAUUGUUUUUUUAAUGUCAGCAGCACUUCUUUUUAUGUUUUUGCAAUUCUUGAUAAAAAGAGUUUAUCACCAGAAGAAUCUUUGAAAAAAUUUGUCUCAUGUGAUAUACCAAAAGUUAUGUUAGUAGCACCUUGCUACAAUUAUCAGAGCUUUAUAGUUGAACUUUCCAAGCCUUCUUUAAGAUUAAAGUUUUUGACAGGUGACAGCCACAAGACAUUUAAUUUGCUUGCUACGCUAGAAGUUGAGUUUUCUAAAUUUUCAUCAUCAACUAUUUAUUCACCUGUCUAUCAUCCUAGAACAGUUGCUAAUAUCAGGUUACAAAUAUUUGGUCUUGCAGAAAGUCUAUUGGAGAAGGCUGAUCGGUUAUAUACCCAAUUGUCAUUGUAUUCCAUGCCAAAACUUUUACACACUCGAAAGUAUCACUUACGAAUGCACUAUAAUUGUUUUAUUGCUUCUGAAUUUUUGGACUGGCUUUGUCUUCACAAGGAAGCUCCAAGUCGUAAAGAAGCACUAUUGCUUUGCAAUCAAUUAUUGCAUGAUGGUCAUAUUGUCCAUAUAUCAAAACAAACUGUGUUCAAAGAUGAUUCGGAAUGGUAUCAAUUCACUCAGUUUACAGAUGAAUCUACAAACUCUAUGCAGCCCUUUAAAUCAGAUGGUGAUCUAUUUAGUUCUUGCAUUACCGAUGGAAUAAAUGAAGAUAUAAAGAUAUAUAUGUUUGCUGAUGUUGCUUUGAACAGUGAAGCAAACUCUUCACAUCAUGGAAGUCAAGAUUUCGUGCUGAUAGACACUCGAUACUCAAAAUGGCAAGAUUUUACCCUUCUUCGCCAGACUGUGGUCGGUACACUAUCUCAUAUUUUUGUGGUUAAAGAAUGUCAUGUUUGGCCUCUUCCUCGAACCUUUCUACCAACUGCUGUAACAAAUGACCAGUUUGUUAAAAAAGCUUGCAUGAGAAUAACAGACAUUGUUUCACUGGAAUUAUAUGAUGAUUCACCCUAUCAACUUUCAAUUAAAUUUAUUGAUGAGGAUAAUGAAGAGUGUAGUUGGUUUAUACAUUCAAUGUCUGCUUUUGAAUGCAAUAAUCUGGUUAAGUUUAUCAAAACAACAUGGCAGCAACUAUUUGCAAUAGAUCUGACUUGCUACAACCAACCAACUUUCUUUUUUUAGUUUUCAUUUUAUAUUUCAAGAUAUAGUUAUAAAUUAUUAUUUUGUAAAAAAAAAAAAUAUUUUGGAGAUUUUUUUAUAAAAUUUGUAAAUUUUGAUACA
This is a messenger RNA of Hydra vulgaris (swiftwater hydra), 3411 nucleotides long. Lineage: Eukaryota; Metazoa; Cnidaria; Hydrozoa; Anthoathecata; Hydridae. The record is from RefSeq and is a predicted model, not a curated record.